AUGCAUGUUCUGCCAUCCACGUCAGGCGUUGCCGUUGGGCCCUUGGUCCCUUACCGCGCCCUGGCAAGUGCGGCAAGCCCCGAGGCUGAGAAACCUUCCCUGUGGCUGGAUGACACGCGUGAGGCAUGGCGGCCGACGCAGGGACCAUCCGGGUUUGCUGCUGAGGCAGGUCAAUUACCUCGGGUGGCAUGCACCAGCAGCAGCAAACACGAAACCAAGGCUGAUUCAGAUGCUGCAGGAUUAAACGGGCACACUAAGGGGGACGUGGCACAUACUGCAGCUGAAAUGGAUGAAGUUUUCAACAUUCUCCAGGAGAUGGGGCUGCAGCCUGGCCGACACUGCGUGGUGGGGGAUGGACUCGCCGAGGUGGAGGUGGGGCUUUACCUAGACGGAGUGAAGGUUGCUGUGGACAUGGAGCUACACCGCCCUUCGCACACGUUGGUAUCAGAUGCAAAAUCGUAUGCACUGAAGCGGGCGAUGCGCAGCGUGCUGCAGGAGGCGUUGGGUUACGAAGCUGCCAGCGCCGGUGUCAACAUGAUUCCCAGCACGCGUGCUGUCAGCGGUGUAAACCUGCAUCCUUGUCAAUCCCUAGCUCCGGGCUGA
Messenger RNA from Volvox carteri f. nagariensis, 603 nucleotides. RefSeq lists its product as uncharacterized. Bases 1 to 603 code for a protein of 200 amino acids. The record is from RefSeq and is a predicted model, not a curated record. The transcript has 6 exons. Lineage: Eukaryota; Viridiplantae; Chlorophyta; Chlorophyceae; Chlamydomonadales; Volvocaceae.